This is a messenger RNA of Thlaspi arvense, 1061 nucleotides long. NCBI's taxonomy places the organism in Eukaryota, Viridiplantae, Streptophyta, Magnoliopsida, Brassicales, Brassicaceae. The record is from the annotation of a GenBank genome assembly.
AAUUAAUUAGUGUUUCGCGGUGAAGCGGUUAGCACACGCAGAUUCUUCAUAUAUACCCUGAGGAAGACGCUUGCCGCUACAAACACUCAGCUCAUUUUCUCUCACUUUCUCUCCGCUUGCAAACAAGAAAAAGAGAAAAUCUUUAGUCGCGUUACAGAUCAAAGAUGACCAUCGCUCACACCAUCUUCGGCGUUUUCGGAAAUGCGACUGCUCUGUUUCUGUUCUUGGCUCCUUCGAUAACAUUCAAGAGAAUCAUCAAGAACAAAUCGACCGAACAAUUCUCAGGCAUCCCUUACCCUAUGACUCUCCUCAACUGUCUCCUCUCCGCCUGGUACGGACUUCCCUUUGUGUCAAAGGACAACACACUAGUGAGCACAAUCAAUGGAACAGGAGCAGUGAUCGAGACAAUCUAUGUGUUGAUCUUCCUUUUCUAUGCACCGAAGAAGGAGAAAGCUAAGAUCUUUGGGAUCUUCACUGCCGUCUUGGCCGUAUUCGCGACGGUGGCUCUCGUCUCUCUCUUCGCCCUCCAUGGAAACGGUAGAAAACUCUUCUGCGGUAUUGCAGCCACCGUUUUCUCCAUUAUCAUGUACGGUUCUCCACUCUCAAUCAUGAGGUUGGUGAUAAAGACGAAGAGUGUAGAGUUUAUGCCAUUCUUUUUAUCGCUCUUUGUGUUCCUCUGUGGAACUUCGUGGUUCGUCUAUGGUCUUAUCGGUCGUGACCCAUUUGUUGCAAUCCCAAAUGGGUUUGGAUGUGCGUUAGGGACUCUUCAGUUGAUUCUCUACUUCAUCUAUUGCGGAAACAAAGGCGAGAAACCUGCGGAUGCUGAAAAGGAUGAUAAGUCGUCGUUGGAGAUGAAAAGUGAGGAGAAGAAGCAAAAUGUGGUUAAUGGAAAGCAAGAGCAGCAGCGUGUUUGAAAAGCUUUUUCAGGAUUUGUUCUGUGAUUUCGUUUUAACUCUUCUUAAUUAGCGUUUUUGCUUUUCUUUUGCGUUGGGAUGUAAAAACAACUAUUAUGCUGCAAAAAUGUAAGAUUCCUAAUUUUCUACUACUACUGAUAACGAGUG